GCCGGCCGGCGGGGUCCCCGGGCCGGCGUUGCGCGGGAUCCGAGGAGCACAGACCCGACCCGCAGAACCAGGCCGGGCGGGGAGAGAUGGCCUCCUCCUUUCUGUCCGCGGGGACCACCACGGGCGACAGCGGAGGAGACCUGAGCUCGGGGGACGACUCCGGGGACGUGGAGUCCCCCCACAGCCCGGAGGCCGAGGGUCUGAGGGAGCUGUUUGAGAAGGCUGCCGCGCACCUCCAGGGCCUGAUUCAGGUGGCCAGCAGGGAGCAGCUUUUGUACCUGUACGCCAGGUACAAACAGGUCAAAGUUGGACAUUGCAAUACUCCUAAGCCAAGCUUCUUUGAUUUUGAAGGAAAACAAAAAUGGGAAGCAUGGAAAGCACUGGGUGACUCAAGCCCCCGCCAAGCAAUGGAGGAAUACAUUGCAGUAGUUAAAAAGUUAGAUCCAAGUUGGAAUCCUCAGACACAAGAGAAGAAAGGAAAAGAAGCAAAUACUGGUUUUGGUGGGCCAGUUGUUAGUUCUCUUUAUCAUGAAGAAACCAUCAGGGAAGAAGACAAAAAUAUAUUUGAUUACUGCAGGGAAAACAACAUUGACCACAUAACCAAAGCCAUCAAAUCGAAAAAUGUGGAUGUGAAUGUGAAAGAUGAAGAGAUAUUUGGACAUGAGCAUUUCUCUACUGAUUGCCUAGGAUCCUCUGAGAAGGGUAGAGCUCUACUUCAUUGGGCAUGUGAUCGAGGACAUAAGGACCUAGUCACAGUCUUGCUACAAAAUAGAGCUGACAUUAACAGUCAGGACAAUGAAGGUCAAACAGCUCUACAUUAUGCUGCUGCCUGUGAGUUUUUGGAUAUCGUGGAGCUGCUGCUCCAGUCUGGUGCUGACCCCAUGCUCCGAGACCAGGACGGCUGCCUGCCAGAGGAGGUGACGGGCUGCAAAGCUGUGUCUUUGGUGCUGCAGCGGCACACGGCUGGCAAGGCUUAAUCAGAAGACUGGAAAACCACAGUCCAUGAUAGCAUAACUAUGAAAGAAAACUGCAAAAAUAAUCCUCCUUUUACCACCUAUCUUUGGUAUGUAUUGGCUAAUAAAAUCAAUUCUGAGGAACUGGGA
Molecule: messenger RNA, 1103 nt
Organism: Carlito syrichta (Philippine tarsier)
Lineage: Eukaryota; Metazoa; Chordata; Mammalia; Primates; Tarsiidae
Gene: ACBD6
Product: acyl-CoA binding domain containing 6
Exons: 9
Coding region: 87-977 (296 amino acids)
Molecular function (GO): fatty-acyl-CoA binding; protein binding
Source: RefSeq, a predicted model, not a curated record